AUGUCCCCAACCCCUUCUGGGCGCGGCGACCUCACCCCUCAAAGGCACGGUUCGAUGCACCAGGCCGGGAGGGGCGCCAGCGGAUCAGGGCCGGAACCCGAUGGGCAACCAGCCAGGCAUCACCACCGGAAGCGGACUCGCGAGCGUUCACCCCCCAGGAGGCGCCGCUCUCACCGCACGUCCCCAGAGAGGAAGAGAAGACGACGCAACUCUUCUCCCGGGUCAUACGACCGAGUGCAGAGCGACGAGGAAGAGGGCUCGAGAUCCCGCCCUAGGAGACGACACGCCCGGUCCCCGUCAUCCUCGAGUAGUUCGUCACAAGGGUCGCGGCCGUCUUCGAGGGGUUCGUCCGGGCGAAGCCACGGACGCAGGUCUUCGAGGAGCCCAUCGUCAGGGUCCUCAUCGUCCACCCAUCGGUCGAGGACUACGCACGCACGUCGCCACGCCCCGCGCAGAAGUCACUCGCGGAAUCGGCGCUCGAGGUCAGAGCGGCACAUACACCGUGUGCAAGAGACGACCAAAGGUCCGCGUCGCCCGCAACUCGUCAGGGGAAAGCAGGCGAAAGCCGACUGCUAUUCGAUCCCCGACCCCAUCCGGAAAAAGUUCCAGGAAGGGUGGACGACACACAUCCCACUCAAUUAUCUCCCCGACAAGGCCGUCGCGGAAUACGGCUGCGACACGUUGUCCCUCCUCACGGACAUGUACGCAGUCGACCCCGCAAGAGGCCUCAUCCAAGCCGAGAAGGUUCUCCCGUCGGCGGGAGAACUGAAGCUGUCGUUCGGAGAGUGGCACCAGGCUUGGAAGCGUUUGCUCCAGCUGAUCAAGGCUUACUUCCCCCGCGAUUACGAGCGGUGGAAGAAGCAUUUCCGGCGCAUAUGCUGCACGGACGGGGCCACGUCUGAAAACUGGACCCUUUGGCUCGCGUACGACGCGGAGGUCCGCCGCCGGUGUCAUCUAGAGGGUAUAGACCCCGGGACUUUCCACAAGAACAUCUGGAAGAAGGUGGAGCCCACGCAUAUCAAAGCACAGGUCAUGGCGUCCUUGCAGCCCUUUCGGGCCCAAACCGCAUCACGGAGCUCCGGCGCCAGACCCGAACAAUCAUCCAGGCACGCAUCCGGGCGGGCCCAGCUCUCCUCCCCGAAACCCAUCGACUCGAAAUGUUUUUUCUGCGGCGGAAAGGGCCAUAAAGCCUCGGCCUGCAAGGCCGACAGGCUCAUCAACGGACAGCCGGUCAGGCUCACCCGCGGCGAGGACCGUUUGGUCAAGGACGACAAGGGCCGCCAGUAUUGCUUCUAUUUCAACAUGGCCGGCGGAUGCACGAAGAAAGACGCCGGACCCUGCGCCAAAGGAGACCACCGUUGCACUCUCUGCGGGGGUACGAACCACGGAGCGCAACUGUGCACCGUCGUGUGCUGA
Messenger RNA from Punctularia strigosozonata HHB-11173 SS5, 1416 nucleotides. RefSeq lists its product as uncharacterized. Gene Ontology annotation, molecular function: nucleic acid binding; zinc ion binding. The transcript has a single exon. Lineage: Eukaryota; Fungi; Basidiomycota; Agaricomycetes; Corticiales; Punctulariaceae. Bases 1 to 1416 code for a protein of 471 amino acids. The record is from RefSeq and is a predicted model, not a curated record.